Molecule: messenger RNA, 7744 nt
Organism: Perca fluviatilis (European perch)
Lineage: Eukaryota; Metazoa; Chordata; Actinopteri; Perciformes; Percidae
Product: raftlin-like
Exons: 10
Coding region: 613-2679 (688 amino acids)
Source: RefSeq, a predicted model, not a curated record
UGCGGCUGCUGGAGAGAUAGGCAGAGAGGCAGAGAGGCUGUGGUGAACAGACGCUGGGUCAGAGCGCUCAGUUGCUUCAGACAAUCACAGGGGAGCGAGAGACAGACACAGGAAAAGAGACACAGAGAGAGAGACCACAUAGAAAGAUAGAUUGAAAAGAGAGAAAAGGGAGGGAGAGACAGGGGAGGGAGGUAAAUAUGUGACAGGAUGUGGUUUCCCUGAGCUUGCAGAACAUCGUUAUACAGGCAUACUUUGAGCAUGACCUAAACACACCGAGCUUACAAGUGUGUUUGAGCUCCGUUAGGUGGCAAGGGGGAAGACGAAGCAAACCGCUGGAGCUGCUGCUGCUGCUGCUGCUGAGUCUGUAGACGCUCUGGUUUCUCUGUUGCCUGCCGGAGGAUUGGGUUUCCUUUAAGCCAGCGAGCUCCACAACAACCUCAGUCAGUGUAUCGGACAGGAUCUGAGCCCGUCCUCCAUCCUCCUUCCAAGUAGAAUGCGUUUCUCUGCUGGAAGCUCUGGUCCAGUUGCUGCCUUCGUGUCCAAGCAGUGAACUUUUCAACGUGAUUUGUGAAACAGGGUCCGUGAACAGAGAGACACACACACUGUGGAGCCAUGGGCUGCGGGCUGCGUAAGAUGAAGCCGACGUCGGAGGAGAAUAGUCCGGGGAAGAUCUACUCCACCCUGAAGAGACCACAGGUGGAGACGAAGGUGGGCGUGGCCUACACCUACCGCUACCUGGAUUUCCUCAUUGGCAAAGAUGGUGGGACGUCCACGCUGCGUCUCUCGUCGGUGCGGGAGCUGCCCGACCAGCUGCAGGACCUUUACCAGCAGGGUUUUGUUUUGGCAUCUUUUCACCCGUUCAUCCAGCCCUGUGGUCCAGAGUCCAACAGCCCACAGCACCAGCUCUACCGGGCAAUACUGAUCCGACUCAACGACGGGGUGGAAAGGAGCCAGCCUAUCUGCCCGCCAUACAAACUACAGCUGGAAGAGUGUCUGUCUGCUGAGCAGGUGCCCACCGCAGAGCUCAUCCAGGGCUACGUCAAGAAGCAAAUCCAGGAUGCGGCUGACCAGGGGGUGAUGUUCGUGGGAUUUGUCCAGGAACCCUAUGGGGCCCCAUGCACCAGGAUCAGAGAACCAGACACCCCCUCCUUUUCCCUGCACUCCAGCCCCAGCUCUGUGCUCGGUUCCCUGGGCAGCUGUAGCCCCUCGAACCCCUCAAGCCCCAUUAACCACGCAGCACCUGGAACUGAAGCCGAUGUAGUGGACAAAGAGGCCAAUGAGGAGGCUUCAUGCGAGGCUGGGGAAGGAGCACCGGGUGGGGAGAAGAAUCAUGGUGAGAACACUGGGAACCGUUCAGGGAGCGGGAUGGAGGGCAGUCAGGGCGUGGUCUCGCCUGUGGCGUCUCCAAUACCAGAGGAAGAUCUGGAGCAGAGUGAGGAGCUGACGGAGGAGGAGUCGCCGUGUCACAAUAACAACAAAGACAGAGAUGCAAAGGAGAGGCCAAGAUACCGCCAGCGGAGGGGCCACGGGGUGGAACUGCUCGCUUUGUACAACCACCCGCCAGUCCGAGAGGGCCAGGUGAAGUACUACACUGUAAAGGUGCCACUGAGGGUUCAAAACUGUGAUGAGGGGGUCAAAGGCGUGGAGGCCAACUGGCUGGAUCACAUGACCCAGCACUUCAACAAUGGAGCCUCACUAGUCGAUGGAUACUUCCACCUGGGCAACGUGAACGAUAUGCUGCCUAAGUCGGUGGAAAGUGUCUUCAUCUUCCAGGAGGCGAGCGAGGGCGAGCCGAACGGGGCAACCCCGACAUACGAUGCCAUAGUGGUGGAGCAAUGGACUGUCAUUAAUGGUUUGCAGGUGAAGGCAGAUUAUGUUCCUCUGCUACAGUCCCUGGCCACUUAUGGAUGGAGGCUCACCUGUGUGCUGCCAACUCCUGUAAUCAAGACUAACAGUGAUGGAAGUUUGUCCACCAAACAGAUUGUGUUCCUGCAGAGACCUGUCUUGGGCCGAAAGAGGAGGGAAUCCAAGAAAUUGAUCUUCAAGCCCCGAAGCAAGUCCAACAAGAACUGCAUCAAAGACACGGCAAAGAACAAGAAGAAGAAGAAAACAAAAAUUGAGAUUCUUGAUGACAGAGAAACGGUUGAGAAAGAGGAAGAGAAGAAGAGUAAGGAUGAAAAAGGGAACGCAACAGAUGUAGAGGCAGCAAGAGAAAGUGAGACGUCGAAAGAAAGGGAAAUGAGGUGUGAGGAAAAUAGAAUGAUUGAUGAUGGGAUUGAAAUCAGCAUAGAGACUGUUGAAAAGAAAGAUGGAGGAGCAGAGACAGAGGACAAGGGAGCAGAAAACCACACAGAAGAAGAGGGAGAAGAAAAGAUAACACUGGAUGAAGAGGGAACAAAAGAGAACGGAGAGCCUUUCGAAAACGGAGAGGUCCAGGAAGCGACGGAAAUCGUUGCGACUGUCGAAACACAGAGCGAGACCAAAGAAAAGGACGAGGGCGUAGCAGAAGUCGUAAUCGAAAACGGGGUCGAGACGGAUGAGGAGAAAGACAAGGGCGAAGAGACUGCGAUCAAGUGCAAGACAGAAGAACCAGCAGGCGUGGAGGUCAAUGCGAAGGAGAUCGUGGCAGACUCACAGGCCACGCCGACUAAUCAAAGCCCAGAGGAGACUCUAGAGUAACCCCAAGUAGUCCAAGUCAAGGUUUUCCCCCACCCUACCUCUCUACUCCCCAUCUUAAGAACUGGUUCACAGUGUCGUCCCUGAUCCAAAUUAAAGGGGCUUCGAUCCCCAUCGCUGCAGCAUUCUCCAAACCUACCAUCUUUCAUAGACAAUUCCCCCGCAACCUGCCAUAUUGUAGCUACAGAGCGAUUUCAUGUAACUGCAGACAUCAGCCCUACUGUAUAACCACGCAUACUGAAUGUAUAUAUCCAUAACAGGAGAUGUUGUUGCAGGAUAGACAAUGUGGAGACACUGGAAUAUCUGGAUGAGGAUCGACAGGGGCUUGAAUAUUUUGAACGAUGCCACGAUCAGAUUGGGAGCGUUUUCCUGUUUCUUAAGAAAAAUGAGAAACAGUUUAAAGGCCUGGUCACAUCGGUGAAAUUCCGCGGCAAAAAACAUUUCCUGUCAAUGGAAUCACAGAGAUUAGUGGGUUCGUUUGUCCUGGCGAAGUAAAUCUAUGUGAAUUUCUCACAACAAGUUUGAUAAAUUUGCACCCAUAGUAAGCCAUUAUAUUUUGUGUUAAACUUUGAGGGCACUGAGACUCGGAGAGCCAAAAUGGAGGAAGCUAUAGUAGCUUGUUAGCUGUGUUGCACAAUCUACUCUCUACUACCUCUGUCUGAAACUGCUCCACAAAAGAGGCAGACAGUUAUGAGACAGGAGUCAAGGCUACAAAUACGUCUUUUGAAUAAACUGUGUGAACUUAUGGUCCCGUUAGCGACCAAGAUAACUAGCUUGCUAACUGACAGUUAGCAUUUCAUUAUUGGAUGAAGUGGUGUACAAACCUGAAAACAAAAUGUGAGAGGGGAGUGACCGCCCCAGUAUAGAGAAGAUAAAAAGAAGCUUUUUAGCAUUUUUAGUUUUACCAACUAGCCUUGUAAAUAGUUCCUACAUCACCAAGCCUCUAAAUUAGACUGUGCCACUUUCUGGUGUGACCAGGACCUUAAGGGAGUAAGGAGCGUUACGUGAUUCUCAAUGCAAUGUAAUGUAAGGGUUAAUUAAAACAGCAGUGAUCAUGGAUCGAAGAGCGUUUAGGGUUUCCCCCUGAAAAGUUGUUUCGCCCGGUGGCAAUCGUUUUUUUUAUGAGGGCCCGGCAGGGGCCAGUUACAGACUGAUAGCAGCAUUAAUGUAGAGCCCAAUGGUUUCUGUGAUAACACAAUCAUGGACGGUAUCGCAAAAUUGAGAAUUUAAAAAAACUAUAAGACUAUAAGAUUCCAUAUGGCGCUAGAUUAAGUCAGUGCUAAAAGCUAACUGGACAUUUGAAGAUAUGACUGUCUAAGUUUCCAACCGAGCCGUAAAAAAAACUGUAACUUAAAAAAAAUAAAAACAUUACAUUAAAAAAUAAUUCCCAGUGGCUUAGGCCUGGUGGCUGGCAACUUAGACCCGGUGGCUAACAAUACACUGGGGGAAACACUGGCGUUCGCUGCUUGCUUUUGAAGAAUAGUAAUAGAGAAGCAUACGUUCUAAUAGUCGUACCCAGAUACUUGUACUGAGCAGCUUUUUUUUAGUUUGUGAAGCUAGGAAAAGACAAGUCAGCUCCAAAAUCCGAUGGGUAGUAUCUUGACAGGUCACAGUCCUCAUCCACACGACUGACAGGCUCAGAAAAGCAUCUUUAUGUGAUCACAGACUAUUACGGUUUCCCGUUCCUUCGUUCUGUGCACCAUAGUAAGUUGUGAGGUGGAUGGAACUUGGAAAACGCUGGUAGAGGUGAUGGGAAAGACGUUUGUUGCGACAGGCAAUCCAAAGUAGGGUGAAGAGAGAAUUGUUUACGCUGAGCUCUAAGCCGUCAAGUGCUUCAAAAAGAGCCAAUAAUCACUCUUUGGUGUGGUGUGCUACGCUCACCUUGCAUACAGAAUGUUCCAUAUUCAAAGCUGAGUCAGAUAAGGAUGUGAAAUUCAGCUGAAUGUUUGCAGCUCGGGGAGGGGGGGAGGGGGGGGGGAGAACUCUUAUUUAGAGGCACCUAGUUAGCUUUCACCUACAGAAGUGAGGAUUUAUUUCUGCACAAAGUUGCAUUUUUAAUUACAUCUCCAGUCAAAGGCCACCAACAAAAGCUCUCAUCAGUGUGGAGACGAGAAUAAGCUGUGUGGUCAGGACUGGGCCUUGUUGUUUACGGAGAGACCAAACCUAAAGAUUGAGAGAGAGAAAUUGAGACAUAGAAAGCCGUUGAGAGUGAAAGAGUAGGACCACCGAGCAUAAGAGAGUCAAAUAAAAGAAAUGAAUAGGCUCAUUUAAAGUUACAGCCGUUUGCGUUCCACAUUCCCUGUAGAGAUUUCCUUCAUUAUUUUACCUCCAGCUCUUUAAGCACCUCAUUUCAGACAUCAUUUCUGACAAUAACUGAGUCAUAAUGUGCUGUUUCAUGGCAUCAAGUGGCUUUCCAUUUUAAGAAAGAGGGAUGGGGGGAUGUGAAAGGGAGAGAGAAAGGUGGCGAUGUUCACGGUGUAGAGCUCUCAUUAGCUCACUAAUGGGUUUAGUCAGUGGGGUAUCUGUCAGGAAUCAUGCAUUUAUAAUGGGGGUCACUUAUUGGGGGAUGUAUUACAUCAAAACACCUCAACAUGUCAAGGAAAUAGCCUUCAGAUUUAACGGUGAUGUCACGGGGAAUCAUUUGCACUGAGGAGGAAGAGUCCGUGUUAACAAUGUUAAAUUUUGCAAAGAAUUUAGAAACAAUACAUUAUAAAAUACGUCGGAAAACCUAUUUAUUAGAAUGUUAGCAUUCACUUAAUGAAGAACUUAACUUAACUACCUGCUGUCCUGCUUCACACUGGCUAUAAUUUGCCAUAAUUUGGAUCUUUUAUUUUAUGAGUAAUACAUGAUACUUUGGUCAAGAAAAAUGUCUCCUUUUUGGAGAUGAAACUCUUCAGUUACACAGAAGUAUGAUUGAUUAUGCGGAAUAAGUGCUCUCCUUAAUUAAUCCACCCGCCGCUGAGAUUCUUUUCAAAUGUAAAAUGGCAAGUGAUUUUGUGUAGAGUAGAAUUUAAAAACUGUGACCAGCUUAGCCUUACUACUAUACUGUAAAUGCCCCACAAUCUGCUUUUAGAAAUGUUGUAUAGAGGCACAAUGGUGAUUAAAGUGUUAUAUGUUUGUUAUAGUCAAACAGGAAAGAUUUGAAACAGUCAGUGUUGGUAUUUUGAAGCUGUUGUUUCCUGUUUUAUUACUGGAAUUCAGAGUGAGGGGAUACACGUGUAUGUCUAUAUGAAGGUAAUAUGUUUUGGAAGAACAUUUUGUUUUAUUAUUGUGAAUGUUCUGUUUUUGAGUCAAGAGUUCUUACUGUGGGCUUUGUGAUGCCUCUGCUUUUCCGCUAAAGCUUGCUAAAAUGUAUUUCUGACUGACGCUUUGAGCUACCUCCCGAGGGCUUUUGGUGGUUUUAAAAUGAGGGGUCGCUGUGUGUCUGACCCCCAAAACAUAUGCUCCUUGUCCUCUCGCCCUCCACUAUGACGGAGUCCAGACCCGUGAGGGCUAAUGACAGAAAAGGUCAAGGGUCAUAUUUGAGCCAGAAUGGAUUUUCCACAGCUGUACACAGGAGAUGGCACGAGCACAUGACAAAUAACCACUCUGAUAAAAUUGAAAUUAAGAUAUGAAGUCAUAUCAUAAUAUUCUCUGUAGUGUUUUAUUUUUCUUGUCUUUUUUUUUUUUUUUAAACAUCAUUAUCUCAGUUGCUUUUAGCUUUUGGCUGUUUGAGCUUUAAUAAGCACUUAUUGUAUUCAAGAAAUAUGUUAUGCUCCCGCUAGCAUCAGAGCUGCUGGGGAGCAAAUAAGACUCAGCUGUCACUUUCACGUUUGUCAGAAUGUGACAAAUAUGAAUACGAAUGAAAAGGCAAUACCAAAAGACGCCUUUUGAUAGCUGACAAGAUCAUUUAUGAAUAUUUGAGAAAUAUCCCCACUGAAUCCUGGUCAAUUUAUUUCGUCAGAUUUAAUCAAUUUAUUUUUAUUUUUUUUUAAUUUCCCCAGCGUCGUGAAAAACAUUUUAACUGUCAUAUAUCCGUUUUAUGAAUAUGAAUUUGUUUCAGUAUUCCUGCCUUUCUACUAUUUUUGUUGUUUUUUUAUUUAAUCGGAAACUGUGACAUUUAUUCCCCUUUGGCAUCCUGCAAAAACAGGCAGAUCAUAUUCCACUUUAUCUAGAAGUGCAGAGUUUGGAAUAUCAGUUAAGCGGCGAGGUGGUCUCAUGUGACAUGACUCCUACCACACUCCCGUUGGACAUCCUCAAACAAGGAUGAUCGUAAUCUUCACAAAAGUUCCAAACGGCCCUGUAUCCUACCUGAGGCCGCGGCCUUCAGGGCCCCAUCUCAUCCUGAUAAGGGCUGAUUGGUGGCAGUGCAGUCUAACCUUUGACAUCCAGGGACUGUGGGUAAUUGUGAUUAUUUUUUAUUUUUUUAUUUUUUUUGGUCUGGUAGAAGGAAAAAAGAAGAACACAGCCAAGGAGACAAAAGCGAGGCAGGAUCUCACACUUCAUCAGUUAAAUGAUGCUGAACCAUGUUACCUUAGCCAUCCGUGAAAAGAAGGAGACCUUUGACUAAUGUUAAGACUUAAAUAUACAUCUGCAGCUCUCUGUAUUUGUCUAAAAAAAAAAAAAAAAAAAAAGUUAAUAUACAUUUUCCUGGCUUCUAUUGGCAUAAUUGUCUCUGAUCAUCAAUAGUGGCGCUGGUGCAAUUGUUCUUGGUAAUGCUAUGAAGAAACAUAAUGGUUCAUUUCCUGUCCUGUGUGCUACUAUGAUGUGAAAUGGGCAGAGUAGAAAUGACAGAACAUGAUACAAUAAGAUGCCGUCAUUUUUCUUCUUCUGUGUUGUCACUUUAGCUUGCUCACAGCCUCUGGAAAAUGUGUUCUUAGGUUUUUGUCUCUGCUGUUUUUUUAAUCACCUCUGCUGCCAUCUUGAAUGUUGAGUAUCUUUGAUCAUGUGCAGUUGUCACUUGCAUAGCAGUGCUAUCGAGGAAGAAAAAGUAUUCUUUAUCUUUGCUAUCCUGAAUAUGUCCACAUUCCUAUUGUUCAUGACAUCUGUACAAUUUGUAUAUUAUAAAAUGAUUUAUAUUUAAUGUGUA